Darwinula stevensoni is the source of this 1059-nucleotide messenger RNA. The record is from the annotation of a GenBank genome assembly. Lineage: Eukaryota; Metazoa; Arthropoda; Ostracoda; Podocopida; Darwinulidae.
AUGCCGGUGGGGAAUUGCAGUCAGGACAAGGUGAACGGAAGCUCCGUGGUCCUCAGAUGCGAGCCCGGUACCGACGGCGGGCUCCCGCAGGUCUUCGAAUUGGAAGUGUACGAGGGCGAGCGGGUGGUGGAGAACCGGUCAUCGGACAUCCCUGUCUUCCAUCUCCAGGGCCGGGACCACUCCCGAGGCAUUGCCAUCUACGGGAAGAAUGCCAAAGGGAGGAGUGACGUCCUCUGGGUUGCAUCAUCUUCCGCACGAGAAGGCAAGCUGUCCUUUCGCCUGCCUGGGAACGUGUUGGUCGUGGCGAGCGUGAUCGCCGGACUCGGUGUCGUCAUGAUGGGAAUCGGCGCGGCAUUUUGCGUGUCAAAAGUGCGACGGAAGCGGCGACGAAACGCGACGAGCCGGACCCUGGCCACGUGGCUGCCCCAGGACAAAUCCUCCAUCCCGCUGAGGAAGGACACGGACGACCCCAGCGCUCCGGACGGGAACCCGGACAUCAUCCUCCAAGUAAAUCACAUCGGAGCGGCCGAGCAUGGUGGAUCCUUCGUGGGCUUCGCGCUGCAGGGGGACGCGUGCCUCGCCCUCCCGCCCCCGCCGCCUCCCGUCCACCACCUGGCGACCAUGUCGAGGGCCAGGGCCUCCGCCAACCACGUCCCUCACUCCCACGAACGAGAACUGGUGUUCGGGACCUUCAGGCCCAGGCCGAACGGCACCGCUCGGAAGUGGGGAAGGAGGCAGCCCAACAUGCACGUGAGCUUCUCGGGGGAGGAGCACUUCGUGGUGUUCCCCGUCGAGAACGACGGGGACGACGAGGAGCAGCGGGAGAGCUCCGUGUGAACGGGGGGAUUUGUACAUGAAGAGGACUGACAGGACUGACAGGACUGGGGGUCCGUGAAGGUUUCCGGAGCAGAGUUCGCUGUGAUGGCCACUCGAUUCUGCUUUCCUGUGAUGACUGGGACCUCUCAGAAGGCUGAGCUGUCUCCUUUCAUGCCAACGAUGCCUUCAAGCCUGCAACUGCAGUCUUACGUUGUUGAUCAGAGAAGGAAUAAAGUUUGCUAC